Diabrotica virgifera virgifera (western corn rootworm) is the source of this 10668-nucleotide messenger RNA. RefSeq names its product hyaluronidase-like. The record is from RefSeq and is a predicted model, not a curated record. NCBI's taxonomy places the organism in Eukaryota, Metazoa, Arthropoda, Insecta, Coleoptera, Chrysomelidae. Gene Ontology annotation, molecular function: hyalurononglucosaminidase activity. Bases 101 to 1207 code for a protein of 368 amino acids. The transcript is spliced from 4 exons. Gene Ontology annotation, biological process: carbohydrate metabolic process; hyaluronan catabolic process; defense response.
CAACAGACGGAAAAUGGUGCCAAGAGUAAAAACUACUGCAAUAUUAUUAAACUAAAUCAAAAAUAACAUUUUAAAAUGACGUAGCUAAGAGAAUUGCAAAAUGCCAAUCUUAGCGUUUCUAACAAAGAUUUGGCUAUGUCGUGCAUUGUUAAAAUAUAACUUUACAAUAUGCUGUAUCUUAUAUUUUAGUAGAAACAUUCGACUGGAGCUCCCAUCACACGCGAAAAGCAGCAGACAGCGAAUAAAGGCAUACUGGAACAUUCCAACUUUCCAAUGUGAUAGUCAUAAGUUGAAUUUUACUGUACUAGCCCAAAAAUAUGGAAUAAUUCAAAAUGAAGACGACAGGUUUAGGGGAAAAUUUAUUAACAUUUUGUAUGAUCCUGGUAGUUUUCCUGCAGUUUUAAAGAACGGUAGUAAGACUGUCUUGAGAAAUGGUGGAGUGCCUCAAAAAGGAAAUUUGACGUUACAUUUAAGCAUUUUUGAGAAUAUUCUGAAUGAGCUGAUCCCGAACAAAGGAUUUUCAGGUAUAGGUAUAAUAGACUUCGAAAGUUGGAGGCCUAUCUUCAGACAGAACUUUGGAACUUUGCAAGAAUACAAAACUCUCUCGAUUUCCCUAGAGAAAUCAAAACAUCCUUCAUGGAAUCAGAGCCAGUUAACUACACAAGCCACCAAAAAAUUCGAAAAUGCUGCAAAAGUAUUUAUGGCUAGGACGUUAAUACUAGCCCAGAAAGUUAGACCUAAAGCUACUUGGGGCUAUUAUGCGUACCCUUAUUGUUUCAAUAUGUCUCCAAGUUACAAGAAGAGACUAUGUCCUUCAGAAGUAAGGGUAGAAAACGAUAGACUUAAAUGGUUGUUUCAACUAUCAGAUAAUUAUUAUCCAUCAAUUUAUAUAGGAAAUUCAUCACUUACUACAACUCAAAAAGUACAAAUGAUAGAAGGAAGAAUAGAGGAGUCCCUUAGAAUAAUGAAAAGCCUAAAUAUUAGGAAAAAUAUAAUCAUCUACGUUUGGUAUAAAUAUCAAGAUACAAAUAAAUUCCUAACCAAGUCAGAUGUCUUCAACAUAUUUACUGUACUAGCUAGCGCCAAUAUUGACGGAGUAGUACUAUGGGGUAGCAGUAAUGAUGUCAAUACUCGAAACAAGUGUAUAGAAUUAUACAAUUAUAUGGAUAAUAUACUAGGGCCAUCAUUAGCUUAUAGUUUUUCUUAAAUCUUUAUACAGGUUACGAUACGAAACGUCUAUGUUUUACUAAUGUGUCAUUAUUUUUUCACCAUAUUAAUUUGCUAAAAGUUUAAUAGUAGUAUUAAUAUCGUACCAUCGGCAAAUAUCAUAUGAUUAAGGUUUUCGCCGUCUAUUCUUUAUUUGCCCAUUCCAAAGUUCGAAACAUAUCGUCUAUAACUAGAGUGAACAGUUUGGGUGAGAUAGAAGCUCCUUGUCUAACCCGUCUCUGCAGUUGUAUCUUUUCUGUUUCCCCUCUGUUUUUAUUUGUGAUGUAGCAUUGCCAUAUAUAUUUAAUGAUUUUUGUAUAUCUAUCAAUCUUUUGUAUAUCUGCCAUAUACAGGGUGAUUGAUUAGUAGGGUAAAGCUCAAUAGCUCCGCUAUAGUAAUAGAUAGCAAUAAAAGUUAAUAACAAAAAUUUUAGCCACCUUUGAGCUUCACAUUACAAAAUUAGUUAGAAUGUUACAGGGUGUUCGAUAACACAGUGGCAAACCAAACUUAUGUUUUUUUAAAUGGAACACCCUAUAUUUUAUUUUAAAUUCGAAAUCCUGUUAACUUCUCCAUCACAAGAAUAUAAAGGUUUGUUAUGUUAUACAGGAUAUUUACAAAGUUAUAACCAAUUUUAUAUGCAAAUCGUAACAAGUUCAACUCCCUGUAUAAAUAAAAAUAAGCAAAACAACAAUGGUUUAUUAAUGCCAUAUUUUUUAACGUAUUGUCAAAAUUUUCAAAAAUGGUCGAAAUUGCUAAUUUUAUUUAUAUCAAAUACAGGGUGAGUCAAAACGCAAGUACAUUAUUUUCUCAGUAAUUUUAAACGGAACACCCUGUAUUUUAUAUCACUAUUGAAAAGUACCAUUACCGUACUUUAAUUUUUAGAUAACAUUCCCUAUGUAUAAAUUUAUUAGUUUUCGAGAUAUUUUCAUUUUUCAAUGGACCAGUAGCGUGGCCACCCAAAUCACCAGAAUUUAAUAAACUGGACUGAUUUUUUUGGGGUUACGUUAAUAAUGAAGUUUAUAAAAUACCUCCAACAACAAGGGAUGAGAUGAAAAAUAGAAUACAAAGUGUAUUUCGAUGUGCUAAUUUACAAAUGCUCCGUAGAGUAAGUAGCUCAUUCAAUGAUCGUUUUUAGGCGUACAUAAAUGUGUUAGGAGAUAAUUUUGAACACCUUAUGUAAUUAAAUAUUAAAAAUAUUUUAUUAAAAGUAGCUUCUAAUUUUUUCAAACAUGUUUUUUUGCAAAAUGUUUCACUGAUAAAUUAUGUUUCGUUCUUUAUUUGUUACAUUGUUACAUUUACAUACAAAAGUAGUGUUUAAUUUAUUGUCUUCACAAAAUAUUGUAUUUUGUGUUUGUGUGUUUUUUUUUGUAAAAUUUAUUACUAAUUUUCUUUGUUUAUUUGUUGCAUUUACAUAAAAAGAUAGUUUUUAAUUGUUUCAAAAAUGUUGCAUGUAGUGGUUGUGUUUUUGUUUGUAAAAUGUAUUACUAAUAAAUUAUUUUUAUUUCUUUAUUUGCUACAGUGUUACAUUGAUUACCGGAUUGAUAAUCGGUAAUCUUCAAUUGUCAAUUCAGUCAUGGCUUAAUUAAAAUUUAGAUAAAUUUAAACACCUAAAAUAAUUUGCUCUGAAAAAUGAAAUAUCUCAAAAACUAAUAAAUUUGGGCAUAGGGAAUGUUAUAUAAAAAUUAAAGUACGGUAAUGUUAUUUUUCAAUAAUGAUAUAAAAUAUAGGGUGUUCCAUUUAACAUUACUGAGAAAAUAAUGUACUUGCGUUUUGACUCACCCUGUAUUUGAUAUAAAGAAAAUUAGCAAUAUUAAUAAUUCUUAAAAAUUUUGACAAUAAAUAAAAAAAUAUGGCAUUAAUAAACCAUUGCGUUGUGCUUAUUUUUAUUUAUACAGGGAACUUGUUACGAUUUUCAUACAAAAUUGCUUAUAACUUUGUAAAUACCCUGUAUAACAUUACAAACCUUUAUAUUUUUGUGAUGGAGAAGUUAACAGGAUUUCGAAUAUAAAAUAAAAUAUAGGGUGUUCCAUUUAAAAAAACAUAAGUUAGGUCUGCCACUGUGUUAUCGAACACCCUGUAACAUUCUAACUAAUUUUGUAAUGUGAAGCUCAAAAGUGGCUACAAUUUUUGUUAUUAACUUUUAUUGCUAUCUAUUACUAUAGCGGAGCUAUUGAGCUUUACCCUACGAAUCAAUCACCCUGUAUAUAGGGUGUCCCAAAAGUAGCGGAACGGUUGAAUAUUUGGCGCAAUGAACAUCGUAUCGAAAAACUGAAAAAUACGUGUUUAAUAUUUUUCAAAAAUCUAUCGAAUGGCACUGAACACGAGCCCCCACUCCACCCUCUGAAGGUGGGAUAGGAGGUAACUUUAAAAUCUUAAAUGGAAAUCCCCAUUUUUUUAUUGCAGUUUUGGAUUCCUUAUGUAAAAGUAAGUAACUUUAAUUCGAGACAUUUUUUCGAAUUGCGGGCAGGUGGCGCUAUAAUCGGUGAAAACGAUUUAUCGUGAUACCGUAGGUAAAUUAUAGAAACCGUUCAAUAUCUCGAGAAAUACACUUUCAAAUGAAUAACCAAAGAACACGUGUUUCAUAUUUUUCAAAAACCUAUCGAAAGACACCAAACACGACCCCCCACUCCACACCCUGGAGGUUGGGGUAACUUUAAAAUCUUAAAUAGGAACUCCCAUUUUUUAUUGCAAUUUUGGAUUCCUCAUGAAAGAAUAAGUAACAUUUAUUCUAAACAUUUUUUAGAAUUGUUGAUAGAUGGCGCUAAUAAAUCGCAUUUUUUCAAUUAUAGCGCCAUCUAUCAACAAUUCUAAAAAAUGUUUUGAAUAAAUGGUACUUAUUUUUUUAUGAGAAAUCCAAAUCUGUAAUAAAAAAUGGGGGUUCCUAUUUAAGAUUUUAAAGUUACUCCCACCUCCAGGGUGUGGAGUGGGGGGGUCAUGUUUGAGGUCGUUCGAUAGGUUUUUGAAAAUAUUAAAAACUUUUUUUUGGUUUUCCAUUUGGAAGUGUAUUUCUCGAGAUAUUAGUAUUAGACCAUUUCUGUAAUUUACCUAUGGUAUGACGAUAAAUCGUUUUUACCGAUUAUAGCGCCAUCUAUAUAAUUCGAAAAAAUAUCUCAAAUAAAAGUUGCUAACGUUUACGUAGGGAAUCUAAAUCUGCAAUAAAAAUUUAAAAUUUUAAAGUUACCGCCCACUCCACCUCCAGGGGGUGGAGUGGGGGGUCGUGUUUAGUGUCAUUCGAUAGAUUUUUGAAAAAUAUUAAACACGUAUUUUUCAGUUUUUUGAUUCGAUGUUCAUUUCACGAAAUAUUCGAGCGUUCCGCUACUUUUGGGACACCUUGUAUAUAUCAACUCUAUUGUUGCUUAAGGCAUUAAGAAUUGCCCAAACAUAUAUGGAGUCAAAUGCCUUCUCGUAAUCUACCAUAGCUAUCCACAGUGUUAUUGUAUUCGUUUGAUUUUUCAGUCAGUGUUCCUUAUAGGUACUUAUUCUUAUUUCUACUUGGUACUGUAUUUCCUUAUCUUCUUCUUCCAGCUUUGCAACAUUCCAUCUUUCGAUCUUUGUUUAUAUAUUGUUUGUAAUGAAAUUCUUGUUCUGAGCUUGGAAUUCACGAGAAAAUGAUCCGUGUCGCUAUCUGGAUGUCGUCUCAUAGUUCUUAAUACAUGAUAUAUGUAGUCUCUCAAUACAUAUGAUACUUUUGAUUAUUUGUUCUUCCAUCGUUUGAUCUCCAUUUUGCUUAUGGAUCUUUUUUCUAGCGAACUGGGUGGUUUUGAUAACAAGUGGUAGCCUGUCGCAAAAUCGAUCAAUCGCAAAAUCGCAUUGUCAUUUGUAACGUUAUUUAGACUAUAUCUUCCUGCCACAUGUCUUACGUACUUUUCUAUGCAUACUUUUACGUUUAUAUACCCUUAGUAUUUUGAUAUCGUGAUGUGGAGAUGUGGUCAUAUCGUAGAAGGGCAUUCGUAGAAUAUCAUUGGUUCAACACAUUUCAAACAGAGAAGUCGAAUAGGUCAAAGCCAAGGUGACUUGAAGAUGAUAAAAAAGAGAAAACUUGAAUAUCUGGGGCAUAUGAGAUAGCAGAUACUGGAUACUGCAAUUAAUACUCAAAGGAAUUGGUAGGAAUAGGCCAGGAAUCGAAGCUUUUCACCUCGCAAUUUUUACAGAAUGGAUCGAUUUGCUUGAAAAUUUGAGAAUAAGUAGUGGAUAGUCCAAAGAUCCAAAUCUAUAUGAUUCCGAAAGGCGCUUUUACCAUGGGGGUGGUUGCCACCCCAUCUUAGGGUUGGAAUUUUUUUUAUAUUUUGACGCAAAAUUUGAUAAAAACAUUAAUUCUAAGCAAAAAAUGUCGUAUACAUGUUUUUGAUAAAAUUAACAGUUUUCGAUUUAUUCGCUAUCGAAAGUCUUAGUUUUGUAUAGAAAAAAUUAAUGUUUUUCGAUAUACUUACUUAUUUACGAUUCACUCAAUUUUUGCCAUAGAAAAAUUGUUUUCAAACCAAGUUCUUGGGAAUUAAAUAACCUACAAUUUUAUAUUUAAACAUUUUUUCGUAUCUCUGAUGCUAAUCUUUCUAUUCUGAAGAAAAUGGCCUUUUCUACCAAACUACAAAAAUUCGUUAUUCGCUUUUAACUUCAGUUUUUUUAAAACUAAUCAUUCUAACCCAGCCAAACUUCUAGAAUCUAUUAAUAAUACAUAAAUAAAUAAGACUGAAUAAGGCAAAUGACUAAAAACACCGCUAACUUACAUGAUUAUGAUUCCAAUUGGAUUUCUCCCUUUUUUUUAAAAAAAAUAUAUUGAUUUUUUAACCGUAACUUUUUUAUUUUUUAUCUUAGAAAGUUUGGUAAAAAUAAUUUUGUAGGUGUUUACAAGAUCUAUAAGUCUAUUAGUAUUAAAUCUUUUUAAAAUCCCCAGUCGCAAAGGUGACUUUGAAAGGGUUGGUAAAGGUGGUUUUUGCAUGUUACUACAAGUUUUAAUUGUUAAUAGCUCACUAAAUUUUUGCCGUAGAAAAAAUUGUUGUAAACCAGGUUAUUGGAAAUUAAAUAAGCUACAAUUUCAUAUUUAAAUAUUUUUUCGUAUCUCUGAUGCUAAUCUUGCUAUUCUGAAGAAAGGGCCAUUUUUUUCCAAACUACAAAAAUUCGUUAUUUAUUUUAACUCCAUUUUUUUAAAAAACUAAUCAUUUUAAGCCGGUCAAAUUUCUAGAACCUAUUAAUAAUACAUAAAUAAAAAAGACCAAAUAAGGUCAAUGACUAAGUUUAAUUAGGGUGGUGAUGGCGGGUUGCUUGCGAUCACUUUUUCGCUGAAAAAAAUAGGGACUGACAUUCUUUUGAUUAUAAGUCAGUUAAUUUUUGAGCUAGAGACUUUUUUAUUUCUGGAGAUAGAUAUUUUUAAGUACUUUAAAUUAGUUUGAACAAGUUGUCCUCGAAAAAUGCAUAGUUUUCCCGUCUUUUGACUAACUACAAUAUUUAGCAUUUGAUGAAGAAGAGCCAACAUAUAAUACAGUAUAGCUCGAUUACUAUUGGUCUUACAAGAUUUUUUUUUAUUAACCCCACGUUUAUUACAAUCUAUCUAUACAAUCUAAACCUAAAUGUUUAGGUAGAUAACCGACAAUAAGUAAUAGGACUGACAAUAAUUAGGAAUGACAUGUAGGGAGGCAUCCAGUGAUGCACCCCUUUUUUAAAACUUAGCCUACAACACUGACUAUUUCUGACAUAAACUUAUACACAUUAAUUUAGUACCAAUUGUUCACUUAACUCUAACGGAACUUUUCGUUUUAACCUACGAACAGUACGCGGUUUAUUCACUAAAUUUUUUGCUAACACGUUUGGAUGCACUUGUUUCUCUGUAUGUUUUUUCGCGCACUUUUUGAUGUCAUCUUUGACGUAUGGUAGUCCGGCGUCCCGAUGGAUGGCUUCAUUGGUUAUGAACCAUGGAACUCCUAGUAUUGAUCUCAAUAUUUUGGACUGAAAUCUUUGUAUGAUUUCAAUGUUGGAAUGUGUGGCGGUUCCCCAUAAUUCUAUCCCAUAAGUCCGCACUGGUUUUAGGAUGGAUUUGUAGAUUAAUAUUUUAUUUUCAGUUGACAGUUUUGAUUUUUUGCCCAACAGCCAAUAUAUGGUUCUUAACUUAUGACCCAGUUGUUUUCGCUUAGUACAUAUAUGCUUCCUCCAGUUUAAUCUUCUGUCCAAGUACAUACCUAGAUAUUUGACUUCAUCCCCUUGUGGGAUUCCUUUACCGUUUAAGUAUACAGCCGGACAUGUUUCCCUACGCGUGGUAAAUGUUAGGUGUAGCGAUUUGUUUUCAUUAAUUUUGACUCUCCAUUUUGUCAUCCAUUGUUGAAUUUUAUUUAAAUUAUUUUGUAAGAUUUCGGAGGCUAUUUUGGGAUUUUUGUUCGACGAUAGUAUUGCCGUAUCAUCCGCAAAUGUGGCUGUAGUGAUAUGUGUAUCUGUCGGUAAGUCAGCAAUGAAUAUAAGGUAUAAUAUAGGUCCUAGUACACUUCCUUGGGGCACCCCAGCGAGAAUUUGUUGUAUGUUUGUGUAUUCAUUCUCAUACUUUACCUGGAAGUUUCUGUUGGUGAUAUAUGACUUUAAGAGUAUAUAGUAAUUUGUAGGUAAAUUCUGUUUUAGUUUACAUAAUAGGCCUUUAUGCCAGACUUUAUCAAAUGCCUGACUUACGUCCAGAAAUACCGCCGAGCAGUACCUAUUAUUUUCAAAGUCCUCGUUGAUUCUCUCUACAAUUCUAUGUACCUUUUGUAUUGUUGAAUGUUGUUUUAUAAACCCAAAUUGGUGUGGUGGUAUUAGUUUUUUUGUUUUCUAGUAUAGGCAUUAGCUUAGUAAGUGUCAGCUUUUCAAAAACUUUGGAUACCACUGGAAGAAGACUAAUAGGACGGUAGGACUGUACAUUUUCUGGUUCUUUUCCUGGCUUUAGUAUCAUUGUUAUUUGUGCUAGUUUCUACUGUGAUGGGAAAUGACCUAGUCUCAUUAUAGAGUUAAAUAACUGUGUCAGAAAUUGGAAGCCUUUCUCUGGGACUUGCUGAAGAGUUUUUCCUGUAAUCAGGUCGUAUCCUGGAGCCUUUUUUGGAUCGAUGUUGUGUUGUAUAAUAUUUUUUACCUCAUUUUUUGUGAAUCUUUUUUCAGGAAGUUCUAGUUGAUAAGGUUUUGUGAGUAUCGAAAUCAUUUCUUCUUCAGUUUGUAGUGAGUAAUUUCCCUCAUUUGGUGUAGACUUUUUUUAAGGUAGCAGAUGUUUCGGCCUUUUCUAGAGGACUUCUCGCCCAUUGUCCUGUUUGUGUUCUUAGUGGUGGGACUGUAUAGUUCUGCCUUCGUAGAGUCCUUGUAGCCUUCCAUAACGAGUAGUCAGUAGCUUGAGUUGCAUCUAGUUUUUGUAGGUAUUCCUGAAAGCUUGCAUUUUUUCUGCUAUUAUCAAUUUUUUUAGGUCUUUUUGUGCUUUAUUGAGGUUUGUUUUACUUUGAGGUGAUCUUGAUAAUUGCCAUUGUUUUCUGAGUCUUCUUUUCUCAAUUAUUUUUUCAUGUAUUGUAUUGGAACAGUGUUUGUUCAUAUGUCGAUUUGUAGGUAAUGGUGUUGAGUUCCAUGCUGCUUCCUGUAAAACUGUGUUAAAAUGUUCCACUGCUUGUUCGAUUUGUUUAUCGGUCUUUAGUGGGAUGUCUAAAUUGAUUUGAUUAUUUACUUGAUAUCUAAAAUAACUCCAAUUUGUUUUGUUGUUGUGUAAUAUACAGCUCCUUUCUAUUUUUGUUAUGUUUUUGCUUACAGUUAUGAUAACAGGUGAAUGGUCAGAGGAUAAAUCGUAACAAGACUUUGGUUUAAAGUAUUUUUCAUUUAUUCCUCUCACUAUAGCAAAAUCGAGGAGAUCUGGAAUUUUCGCAGGGUCUGUAGGCCAGUAUGUUGGCUCCCUUCUGGUUACUAUGUUCAGAUUAUCUAUUAGUAUUUCUUUUUGUAGUUCACGGCCUUUGGUAUUAAUAAGUCUAGAUCCCCACAUUAGAUGUUUUGAAUUGUAGUCUCCACCACAAAUAAACCUAGGUCCAAGUGUAUCAAAAAAGGUUUUAAAUUCUGGUUGUUUAAUGGAAUGUUUUGGUGGACAAUAUAUAGCUGAAAAAGUUAUAGGUCCUGUCCAGUCUUCUACAACUAUAUUUGUGGCCUGAAUAUGUGCUUUUUGAUAGUGAGUUGUCUGGUAAUGUUUGAUGUUGUUUCUUAUAAUGAUUGCUGUCCCACCAUGUGCAGUUCCAUCUGGAUGUGUUGUGUGAUAUAUUUUAUAGUUGUGAAAUUUUAUGAAACUUUUUUUCGUGAAGUGUGUUUCUGAAAUCAGUAUUAUGUCUAAUUGGUGAUUAACUAUAAAUGCAUACAACUCAUGUUUGUGUUGUGUCAAGCCAUUAGCAUUCCAUAAGAAAAUUUAAAAAAAAACGGUUUUGUUUAUUUUUUCAAAAGGUACAUUUUUGCCAAGUAAAGUUGUUUUGAUAAAACGAAAACAUUUGGAGUUAUUAGCAGAAAACUUAUUAAAAACAUUGAUUUUUCGAUAUAAAACUAAUAUUUUCGAUAGCGCAUAAAUCGAAAACUAUCAAUUUUAUCAAAAAAAAUAUGGAACGUUUUUUGCUUAGAAUAAACGUUUUUACCAACUUUUGUGAUUAGAAUAUAAAAAAAAAAUUGCACCCUCGAGAUGGGUGGCAACCACCCCCAAGGCAAAAGCGCCUUUUGGCAUGACAUAGAUUUUGAUCCUUGGACUAUCCACUACUUAUUCUCAAAUUUUCAAGGAAAUCGAUCCAUUCUGUAAAAAUUGAGAGGUUUUUCCUAUUUUAAACUUCAUUACUUGGACUAGAAGAAAUAUCCGUUGCUCCAAAACCUUCGUCAAUGGAAUGGAUUAUCAGCAGAAAAAUUUUACAUGCCGCAAGAUCGAGAAAAAUAUCGGCAAAUUGUCAUGGAAGCUACCCACAUAGAAGAAGGCUAAGAGCUUGUGUGUAUAGUUGAUUUAGAGAUUCGUAGAAUUCACUUUUAUCAUCUUCCGAUGCUUCUUCCAUUGGAACAGACACUGAGAAUAUGGUUAAAUUGGACCAUUCACCCUCUAAUCUUAAAAUACAGAUUAUUUAAUUAACUGGUUUAAAGUCUAAUAACUCUGAUUGUAGUCUUUCAUUUAUUACAUUGCCACAUCCUUUUUCAUGUCUAGUUUCAUGUCCAUACCACAACAUACUGAGUAGUCAAAUUUGGUAAAAAUACUUAGUUUCAAUUUUUAACAGUAAUUAAAACUACAAGUUUUUUUAUUUAUUCUGACGACAAUAAUACUCGACUUCAGGCGUCCUUGUUUGAUUUUACUUUUUCAUGCUUCGUUUUUAAUUUGGAAAUUUGUUGUGCAAAUUGAUUGUAGACAUUACUUAAUAUUUAUUUUAUACAAAACACUGCUUUGUAACUAGAAAAAUGUUUAUAUUUACCUUUUUUUACAAACCUGUUAUGUACAAAUUGAUAAUAAAUAUUUUACAAAUAUAA